Molecule: messenger RNA, 711 nt
Organism: Penicillium waksmanii
Lineage: Eukaryota; Fungi; Ascomycota; Eurotiomycetes; Eurotiales; Aspergillaceae
Product: mitochondrial 37S ribosomal protein uS11m
Exons: 1
Coding region: 1-711 (236 amino acids)
Biological process (GO): translation
Cellular component (GO): ribosome
Molecular function (GO): structural constituent of ribosome
Source: RefSeq, a predicted model, not a curated record
AUGAGUUCUUUCUCUAUGAACGCUCUGGCGAAGACGCUCCCUUCGGUAUGCCGGCAAAAUAUCUCUCGCUCGGCUGGUCUUAGCAGUGUCCGUUCCAUCACAUCCUCCUCCUCGCAGCAAGCAGAUGGUAGCUCGAGGUUGGAGCGUACGCGAUCCCUGGAGAAUCAGAUCCUCGACCGAGCCCCCGGCAGCGCCGAUAAGGCUUCUCCUCUGUCUGCCAUUACCAAGAUGAUGCAGGGAGGCCAAUCUUCCUCCAACUCGCGUUAUACAUCCGACUACAGCAGACUGGCCGAGAGCUUGGAAGCCGAUAUGAUGCGACACCCUUACGCCGACCGCGCCCCUCCUCAUCACCUCCACGUCUACUGCCAUAAACACAACACAAUCCUCACUCUGACGCGACCGAACGGUAACCCGUUGUUGUCUAUGGGUACCGGUCAGAUUGGCUUCCGCAAGGGCGGUCGUGCUGGGUUUGAUCCCGCCUACCAGUUGUCUUCCCACGUUCUGUCGCAGAUCCAAGAACGUGGCUAUUUGCUGGAGAUUAAGCGGCUCGAGGUUGUUUUCCGUGGAUUCGGUAAGGGUCGGGAGGCUUUCACCAAGGUGUUGCUCGGAAAUGAAGGUCGCAAUGUGCGUGGACUGGUGAACCGGGUGACCGACUCUACGCGUGUUAAGUUUGGUGGUACCCGCAGUCGCAAGGUCCGCAGACUGGGUUAG